Pipistrellus kuhlii (Kuhl's pipistrelle) is the source of this 1260-nucleotide messenger RNA. RefSeq names its product nescient helix-loop-helix 1 (gene NHLH1). Gene Ontology annotation, biological process: regulation of transcription by RNA polymerase II. Lineage: Eukaryota; Metazoa; Chordata; Mammalia; Chiroptera; Vespertilionidae. Bases 214 to 615 code for a protein of 133 amino acids. Gene Ontology annotation, molecular function: RNA polymerase II cis-regulatory region sequence-specific DNA binding; DNA-binding transcription factor activity, RNA polymerase II-specific; protein dimerization activity. The transcript has a single exon. The record is from RefSeq and is a predicted model, not a curated record.
GUCCCUCCUUCCUCCCCACCAAUGUCCCCUUCUCUCUUUCAGGCUCCCAGCUGGAACCCUGGCCAUGGACUCCUGAAGUGGUUCUGCCUUCUCUAGCUCAGCGGCAGACCCUAUCACCCAAGGCCCUUCCUGCCUCUCCCACAACCUGCGUCCAGGCUCCCAGAGGGAAGGGUGGGAGGGGAUCCUGAUCUCACGGGGCAGGGGGCAUCCAUCAUGAUGCUCAACUCAGACCCCAUGGAGCUGGACCUGCCUCCCACCCACUCUGAGCCGGAGUCAGGCUUCAGUGACUACGGGGGUGGGGCGGGCACCGAUGGGGCUGGGCCCAGGGGGCCAGGAGGGGGCCAGGCCCGGGGCCUGGAGCCGGGGGAGCCUGGCAGGAAAGACCUGCAGCACCUGAGCCGGGAGGAGCGGCGGCGCAGGCGCAGGGCCACGGCCAAGUACCGCACGGCCCACGCCACUCGGGAGAGAAUCCGCGUGGAGGCCUUCAACCUGGCCUUCGCAGAGCUGCGCAAGCUGCUGCCCACCCUGCCCCCGGACAAGAAGCUCUCCAAGAUCGAGAUCCUGCGCCUGGCCAUCUGCUACAUCUCCUACCUGAACCACGUGCUGGACGUCUGACGGCGGCCUGGGGGCGCCCUCCCCGGGCCUCCCCAGCUCCCUUCUCCUCGCCCCCUGACUAGGACAGACAUCCUUCUCCUGAGCCCCGUACCCUGGCAUGGAGCCCCCCAGGUCUGGGGUAGAGAUGAUGUCCCCGUGGGUCAUGAAGGCGGCUUUCUAUGACCGACCUUGGCGUCUUCUCCGUGUGUGGUUGGGCCCCAGCUGUUAGCAGUGUCUGCGGGAGGUGGGUGUCCAGUGCUCGUUGGAUUUACUAAGCUCCCCACACAUUGGGUCCCCCUAGCUCUCUCAAGGGCUGCUCCCUCUUCUACCCCAGAUUUUCUGAGACCCAGACCCCCACCCUGCCAUCCUCUUUCCACCCUGUUCCAGCCUCUCCUGCCCAUGGUAGGGAGGGAACGUGGGAACAGGAAGGGGUAGGCUGGGCUUAGGGUGAGGUGGGAUCUCAGUCUAGUUCGGCAGAGGGGCCUGUGAAGAUGACAUCAUCUCCGUGGGGGGAAUCCCAGUAGCUGACUUUGGGGAGAAAGUCUUCCUGUUUUCUAUCUUGUUCCUGAGGAUGCAGACCUUGAUGUUGGUAGAGAGUGCCUUGCGCUCUCUGAGCUAUUUGCUCCUCCCCCCUGCUUGGCCCCUCCCACUCCUACCGUUCCAAUU